CUCAAUCUGGGAAAGAACGGAAAGAAAAGCGAGAUACUGUGAUAGCGUGAUGGGGUGAACGAACAAUUUGUGUCGGUUCGGAAGAUCCAAUUAGGAAGCAUCGCAAUUCGCAGUAUCGCACCGACGCUCUGUUUUCUCAUAAAUCAGGAGGAGGGGGUGAAGGAUCAGAAAUUGAGGAAGGAAUAUGGGGAACUGUGUGUUUCGUGGGGUAGGUGGAGAAGUGGAAGAGAUGAUGAUAAAAGUGGUGACUUCGAACGGUGGGAUUAUGGAACUCUAUGCACCCAUUACCGCAGAGUGUAUCACGAAUGAAUUCCCAGGUCACGGCAUAUUCAGAAGCCACGAUUUCUUCUCUCGGCCACUUCUCCACAGCGAAGAGCUAGUGCGAGGACAGCUUUACUACCUCCAUCCCCUCAACACCAGCAGUAGCCACCGCAGGAGAGCAUCGUUCUCUUCUUUCUCCUCUUCUUCCUCCUCGUCCGUCGUCACGCCGUAUCGGAUGUCCUUCGACAGCCAAGGGAUCCUGAAGUGGUCGGAGAGCGAGGUCUUGCCGAGACAACUACAACACCACAGCAACAAUAACGGGAAGGGAGUGUGGAAGGUGAAGCUGGUGAUCAGCCCAGAACAGCUGGCGGAGAUAUUGUCGCAGGAGGCACGCACGGAGGCAUUGAUAGAGAGCGUCCGGACGGUGGCGAAAUGUGGGAAGGGAGCUGUCGCUUCCGCUGCUAAUUCUGAUCAGUGGAGUAUCUCCAGUAGUUGGAUGGCUUCCUCCGACCGACAUGGCCUCUUUGACUUCUGAACCACAAUCCCACCCCUCCCCCGUUCCAACUAAAAAAGGGUCAAACUAACUGUAACAAUACUCCUACUCAAAACUCUCCAAGAACAGUGCCGACUUUCUCUCAAAGUCUCUUCUCCUGCAUUUUUCUUCUGUAUCUUACGUUUUUAUUAUAUGUCAAUGGAGGUAGAACCUGAUGAUCUGAUAAUC
Molecule: messenger RNA, 982 nt
Organism: Macadamia integrifolia
Lineage: Eukaryota; Viridiplantae; Streptophyta; Magnoliopsida; Proteales; Proteaceae
Exons: 1
Coding region: 185-796 (203 amino acids)
Source: RefSeq, a predicted model, not a curated record